AUGGCUUCCCGACCUCGGGUGUCUCGAGCCUGUGACCGCUGCCGGCGACACAAAUUGAAGUGUGACAAACAUAGGCCGUGCACUCUUUGCGUACAUUCUAAUAGCGAAUGCGAGGCGAGCCACACCCUACUUCAAGAUAAGACUAUAAGGCGCAGAAAUCGACAUACCACAGUUGAGACAACUCUUCCCCUGGUACAGGACAAAGGGACGGCACCAACAGAGAACCAGCACUUCGGCGUCAAUAUGUCCAGCUUGGAAUUUGCUCGCAGCGUAUUUGGUGAAGAGGAAGAUAUCGGGCGUUCUCUGACACGUGGCUCAAUCCCUGGCGAUCUAGAGCCUGUCACUUUGGAUAGUAGUACUCCUUGGCGCUUGAAAGAUCUGCAACUACCACCUGAGCCGAUUAUACAUCUCUUGAUCGAGGCGUACUUCUGCCGCUUCCACUGGUACAUCAUUCUUUUCCACGAAAACUCAUUCUGGAACAACACUUACAAGGCGUACUGUCAACCGACAUGGCGGCGGCGGGAUCUACCCGAUGUGAUUACUGUUCUGAUUGUUGCCGCCCUAGGUCUCCAGUCAGUGUUGCCGGACUGUACUUGGCAUGGACACGAUACUUUUCGCAUUCAUUCCAUCAACCAUCGUCAAUUACUACUAGACCUGGUUAGUGAGGUGCGUCUUCACCUGAUCGACCUCCUAGCCAACCCCCGCAUUGAAGCGGUACAGGUCAGCAUUUUGCUUUCUUGCUUUCACAUGUUCCACAAUUCGCCAAAUCUGGCGUGGAGCACGUCAGGAAUGGCUGUAAGAACAGCCUACGCUCUCGCAUUGCAUACCAAAGCCCCGGCUAGUCAAGACCAGAUUGCGGCCCAAAUUCGCUACCGAUGUUGGAAUCAUAUCACAGUUGGCGACAGUUUCGUUACAAUGAUCUACGGAAGGCCAGCCUCCGUCGACGCAGCAUUUUCAGACCUACAUGAGCUUGAGGAGAUUGAUGAUCUUACCAUUCCUCCCGCUCUACGAAACCUUCCCGGGUUUAUUGAAUGCGGCAAUAUUACCUCGAAAUUGACCUUUCAUCAGUUGAAAUUCAGGCUCUAUUAUAUUAUCCGUCAAGCCUUGAAUCGCUUCCGGCUUCUCCGGCCAAGUCAGACGAUGACUAAUGAUGAUAUAGUAGCAAUGUCACAAGCGAUAAAAGACGUAGAGGCUUCGCUAGCCCUAUGGCGUCAAGAACUUCCUCGUCUGUGCAAUUUUGAGUAUUGGAGCGGGGCUGACCGGUGGGCGCGACUGGAGUACUCGCUGCAGAAUCAGCCGGCAGAUAUCCAAGAACAUGCAGAAAUAAUUCUUCUCCAGGCCGCCAUGUUGCAACUGUUAUAUGAUGGCGCUGUCAUCCUCACCCAUAGACCUUUACUAAAACGUCAAGUGAACUCAAUACCUCCAUCCGGGUUUGUGAUUGAUUUGCUACAAAAAUCAUUGGAUGCUGUUAUAUGUGCAGCUCUCCGUAUAUCAUCCUUUCCGGUUCACAAAUUUGAGAAACAUUUUGUGGUUUCUAUAAUCUUUCACUACUUCUUCAUGGCAGGUGUGAUCCUGUGUAUCAUUCCUACAAGUCAGCCAUUUACCAAUACUGCUCAGGAGGCAAAGGCUGGGGUUGUAAGGAUUAUACGUGCUAGUCGAGCCAUGGCGCAUCAUAACCGCAUUGCAAGACAAACUGACAAGUUACUUACCGAGCUAUUGAAAAUAGCCGUCCAACGAGAAACAGAAGAAGCUUUGAAUACCUCGGUGCCUGGGUAUCACUGGGAUGAGGCGGAGCCGCUCUUGAGCUCAGAAUUGUCGAUAACCAAGGAUGCUCAGGUCCCUUUGGAGGGCCCAAAUGAAGAUUCUCAAGUCAACACUACGCUAUAUAAACCCUACCACGGGUUAAAUCACCGAGGGUUCAGCUUGGAUAUACUUGAGCUACUUCAAUCUUACCAUACAUUUGACACAGGAGCAGCAAGGGAUGAGCUAUCAGAUCAGUGCAUGUUACCGAGCGCGCUGUCACCACUGGACCAUCAUUCGGUGUUUGUUUCUGAACAACUAGAUGAUAUAUUUGGCAGCCUGCAGUCGUCCUAUAGCUGA
Molecule: messenger RNA, 2100 nt
Organism: Talaromyces proteolyticus
Lineage: Eukaryota; Fungi; Ascomycota; Eurotiomycetes; Eurotiales; Trichocomaceae
Product: C6 transcription factor
Exons: 3
Coding region: 1-2100 (699 amino acids)
Biological process (GO): regulation of DNA-templated transcription; DNA-templated transcription
Molecular function (GO): DNA binding; DNA-binding transcription factor activity, RNA polymerase II-specific; zinc ion binding
Source: RefSeq, a predicted model, not a curated record